This is a messenger RNA of Populus trichocarpa (black cottonwood), 1548 nucleotides long. RefSeq names its product disease resistance protein RPV1. The transcript has 3 exons. NCBI's taxonomy places the organism in Eukaryota, Viridiplantae, Streptophyta, Magnoliopsida, Malpighiales, Salicaceae. The record is from RefSeq and is a predicted model, not a curated record. Gene Ontology annotation, molecular function: ADP binding. The coding region runs from base 189 to 1532 and encodes 447 amino acids. Gene Ontology annotation, biological process: signal transduction; defense response.
UACAGCUGUGAUAUGAUAAACAAGAAUAUAUAUGCUUUUGAUUUUUAACAAUGGAAUCAACACUGUGCAAUCUUGUAAUGUUCUAAGAAAAUUCUUGGAUUUGAUGCCCCCAUUAUUGUAAUUAUAAAUAUGCCUAAGCCAGGGUCUUAAACACGUAAAGCCUAAGAAAAUUUCCAUUAUUGGAUUUGAUGUCUUGUUUCUUCGAAGUGUUUGCUUAUAUCUGGAGAUUCAUCAUACGAAACCCCCGUGUUUCUCCAUCGCCAUCUACUCCUUCCACCUUAACCACCGCCCAGCCACAAGUAAUGAAAUAUAAUGUCUUCCUUAGUUUCAGAGGAGAAGACACUCGUUUUGAUUUUACCAGCCACCUCUAUGCCGCUUUGAACCGGAAGCAAAUCCUGACUUUCAUAGAUUAUCAGCUUGUGAGAGGAGAUGAGAUCUCGGCAUCACUUCUGAGAACAAUUGAAGAGGCCAAGCUUUCUGUGAUUGUUUUUUCUGAAAACUAUGCAUCUUCCAAAUGGUGCUUGGAGGAGCUUGCAAAGAUUUUUGAGCGUAGAAAAAAUAAUGGACAGAUAGUUAUUCCGGUAUUCUACCAGGUGGAUCCAUCCCAUGUAAGAAAUCAAACAGGAAGCUUUGGGGAUGCAUUUGCUAGACUUAUAAAGAAGAAAGCUUUGACGAUGGACAAAGAGCAGAGCUUCAGAGACGCUUUGAAGGAUACAGCCACUCUAUCUGGAUGGACCUUAGGGAAUUCUCAGCUGGAGUCUGAAUUUAUUGAGAAAAUCGUUGGAGAUGUUUCGAACAAAUUACAAGCCAUGUCUUCAAGUCACACUACAGCUCUAUUUGGAAUUGAUGUUCGUGUUAACAAAGUUGAGUCUUUGUUAAAAAUGGAAUCUCCAGAUGUUCUCAUUGUAGGGAUACGGGGAAUGGGUGGUAUCGGUAAGACAACGAUUGCUCAAGCUGUGAGCAACAAGGUUCGUUCUCGAUUUGAAGGAAUCUUUUUUGCAAACUUUAGGCAAGAAUUAGAAACAGGUUCCAUGGCUGAUUUGCAAAGAAGAUUUCUUUCACAGCUGCUUGGCCAAGAAAUUCUGAACAAUAGCUUCUUGAGUUUUCGAGAUUCUUUUGUGAGGGAGAGACUUCGUCGUAAAACGGUUUUUAUUGUUCUGGAUGAUGUGGAUGAUUCAAUCCCUUUGGAAGGAUGGACAGAUUUGCUUGAUGGACGCAGUUCAUUUGGUCGGGGCAGUAAAGUUCUCAUAACAAGUAGGGAUAAACAAGUGUUUAAGAAUGUAGUAGACGAAACAUACGAGGUUGAGGGGUUGAACUAUGAAGACUCUCUUAAACUCUUUAGCUCAAAAGCCUUGAAGAAUUGCAGCCCCACAAUUGAUCAUAGAGAAUUGAUAGAAAAGAUUGCAAGUCAUGUACAAGGCAAUCCGUUGGCUCUUAUAGAUUUGGGUUCCUCUCUCUAUGGUAAAAGCACUGUAGAAUGGUGCAGUGCAUUGAAUAAACUAGCUCAGAACCCUCGAAUCGAAAAGGCAUAAAGAAUUAGUUACAAUG